Messenger RNA from Coffea eugenioides, 667 nucleotides. RefSeq lists its product as uncharacterized. Bases 24 to 458 code for a protein of 144 amino acids. The transcript is spliced from 5 exons. NCBI's taxonomy places the organism in Eukaryota, Viridiplantae, Streptophyta, Magnoliopsida, Gentianales, Rubiaceae. The record is from RefSeq and is a predicted model, not a curated record.
CAUGUUGUCAAGGGAAAAAGAAAAUGAAAGAAGUGCGUAUUGAAGAAAAUUGUAGUGCGUAUCAAGAUGUUGACACUAAUCCAUCUGAAGUUGCCUAUAAUAAAAUAAAAGGCAUCAAAGUGAAAGAAAAAGUCACCUACAAGUCGAGCAAGAGGCCAAGAAGUGCACUGGAAAUGGCUACUAAGAAACGCAAGUACAAGGUGAAAGAGAAGUCUUCAUCGAAAAAAUUACAGGAAUUUGGAAAUAAUGUUGUUCAUUCAAGUAUGGAUUCUGCUACAAUUCAAGGUUUUGUUCGAGAAUUACCACCCCAGCAGGAAUUUGGAAUUCCAAUAGAAGACAUUUACAAUAGGCGAAAUCCUAAAAACAUGACACAAUUAUUGCAAACGUUGGACCCUAACUUCUACCAAGGCUAUGAUUUGAUGUCUUCAAGUUCAAUAGCACACCAGCAGCGUCAAUGAGUUUUGUCCAAGCACAAGAACUGGGAAAUAAUGAUGAUAGUGAUCAACAAGUUGCUAAACAUGAAUGAUCAGGGCAAAAAUCUUGGAUGGUGUGAAGUUAUACAUUUAUACACCUCGGAAUCUAUCCACUCUUUUCUUUCUGUUCCCUUGUAGAAGAGGGAUCAUAGAUUUUUAUACACAUUCCAUUUUUUGUUUUCCUCUUUCUGAGG